This is a messenger RNA of Manis pentadactyla (Chinese pangolin), 1360 nucleotides long. RefSeq names its product phospholipase A2 group XIIA (gene PLA2G12A). The transcript has 4 exons. Gene Ontology annotation, cellular component: extracellular region. The record is from RefSeq and is a predicted model, not a curated record. Gene Ontology annotation, molecular function: A2-type glycerophospholipase activity; calcium ion binding. Gene Ontology annotation, biological process: arachidonate secretion; lipid catabolic process; phospholipid metabolic process. NCBI's taxonomy places the organism in Eukaryota, Metazoa, Chordata, Mammalia, Pholidota, Manidae. Bases 379 to 951 code for a protein of 190 amino acids.
AGCACCACCCCUUCCGGGCGUACUAACUGGCGCCCAGGCUCGGGCCUCCGUGACGCACCGCGGCGACCACGCGGACGUAGGGGCGCCGACGCUCGCGCCCCGCCUCCCCCGCGCUUCUGACGCGCCGCGAUCCGCGCUGGCGCGCAGGGGUGGCCGCAGGCCCAGGUGAGCGACCGCGCCUCCUCCGAUGAGCGAUGAGCUAAGGCGUCGAGGGCCCGCCCAACAGCCGGAAAGGAGGCGUGGGCAUGGAGCCGGCGGCGGCCGUGGAGACCCGAACCGGCGCCGCUGCCUAGGGCUCCGGGUGGGGUCUCCGUGGGAGCGCGCCCGUCGAGCGGCUCCAGGGACCCGUAAGUCCCCGCGCAGCCCGGCUCUGCGCGGAUGGCCUUCCUCCCGCAGCCCGCGCUCGCCUUACCCCUCCUCCUCCUCCUGAUCGCGUCCCUCACGUGCCAGGAUGAGGGGCAGACCACCGACUGGAGGGCCACCCUGAAGACCAUCCGGAACGGCGUGCACAAGAUAGACACGUACCUGAACGCCGCCUUGGAUCUCCUGGGGGGCGAGGACGGGCUCUGCCAGUAUAAGUGCAGUGACGGAUCUAAGCCUUUCCCACGUUAUGGUUAUAAACUCUCCCCGCCGAAUGGAUGUGGCUCUCCACUGUUUGGUGUUCAUCUUAACAUUGGCAUCCCUUCCCUGACAAAGUGCUGCAACCAGCAUGACAGGUGCUACGAGACAUGUGGCAAAAGCAAGAACGACUGUGACGAGGAGUUCCAGUAUUGCCUCUCCAAGAUCUGCCGAGAUGUGCAGAAAACACUAGGACUAGCCCAGCACGUUCAGGCAUGUGAAACAACAGUGGAGCUCUUAUUUGACAGUGUUAUACAUUUAGGCUGUAAACCAUACCUGGACAGCCAACGAGCUGCAUGUCGGUGUCGCUAUGAAGAAAAAAUGGAUCUUUAAAGAAGAUGCUGCUAGGUGGUAACAGCAGAUGAGAACAGAAGAACUUAACUUUGGACCGAGAACUGAUGUUUUUAGCAGGAAGCUGCCUUCUUUUUGUGAGAGGAUUAUUUUAAGACCUCAUUUUGACACUAAAACUUCAAACUAAGGAAGAAAGUGGGAGAGGUUAACUUCCUAGACUGCUGUCUUAGUGCACCAAAUUGUCUUGACCAGUGUCACAAGGAGGUGCAUAUUAAAGGGGGAGUUUUUAAGGGUCUGUAACUAAAUUUUCACAAUCAUGUUUGCAAAAGAGAUCGUAUGUAAAAUUCAUUUAUAAGGUAUGUUCAGCAUUAUCUUAUUUAGAAACAUGGGGAAUUAUUCACUUAGUGUAUUUGUUUACUAUAAAAUUUAAAAUAUAUGUUUAUGCUUGGAA